This is a messenger RNA of Adelges cooleyi (spruce gall adelgid), 2028 nucleotides long. Its product is annotated as terminal nucleotidyltransferase 5C. Bases 393 to 1862 code for a protein of 489 amino acids. The transcript is spliced from 2 exons. NCBI's taxonomy places the organism in Eukaryota, Metazoa, Arthropoda, Insecta, Hemiptera, Adelgidae. Gene Ontology annotation, biological process: mRNA stabilization. The record is from RefSeq and is a predicted model, not a curated record. Gene Ontology annotation, molecular function: RNA binding; poly(A) RNA polymerase activity.
ACUGUCGCACAGUGCAUAGCGGCGGCGAGCGUACAAUCCAGACGUUUUUUUCAAAAAUAGAGAGAGAGAGAGAGUAGAAGAAAUUUCGUAUUUUUACCAUAAACCAUUUAUCAGUUUACCGAUUAUUUUUUGACGUUUACGACUCGUGUUGAUUUUUACGUUUUCUGUACGUUUCUUGUCGUCGCCGUUAGUUGAGCGUUUUCGUUUUUCUUUACUUAUAUUGUUAUUAUUUGUGCACAAAUCCCGUGUCGUCCGCGGUCUACGCCGUCGCUUAUCAUCGCCGUUUUAUCAAUUACAGAAAAGACGGUCCCGCUGUCGCCGGUCGUCUGUUUUGCGUUACAAUAAAACCAUAAAAACAAUAAUAAUAAUAUAUUAUUAUCAUCAUUAUUAUAAUGUGGAACGACAACAGCUAUCAUCGGCACGGUUGCAACAGGAACGCCGGGUCGUUCUUCAGGAGAAGACAUCAGCAACAACCCUUCUACCGGGAGGACUAUCAGUCGAAAAUGAAAUCGGUGGAACAGGGUUCGUCUUUGCCGAUAAUGCAGAACGGUCACCUAGACGUGUCCAAGGACCUCAACCACAUGCGGCCCGCCGCCAUGCUUUCGACUUGCGGCGGCGACGACCGGCAUAAGCCCGGUGGCCGCGCUCAGACCGAUCUCAGCCGGUUGGCCGUGCUCAGCUACGAACAGGUUGCCCGGCUCAACGACGUCAUGGACGAAACCGUCAGCAUCCACGGCCGCGGCAACUUCCCCACGCUCGAAGUGCGUUUACGCGAUCUCGUGGCCAUGGUCCGCGACCGACUCCGCGUGCAAACCGCGCCAGAAGACGACGACGUGGCCUUUUCCGUGGAACCGGCCGCCGGGCCCGCGUCCGCCGCGGCGACCACCCCAGGCACCGACGAACCGGCGUCGUCCACCCACGUGAAGAGUAUCAGACUGAACGGCGGCGCGGCCUCGCACGUGCUCACCACCGACACGCAGCCGUACAACGACCUAGACCUGAUAUUCAACGUUAGCCUGUCCGGUAACCGCGACUUCGACCGCGUCAAGUCCGCCGUGUUGAGGGCGCUGGUCGACUUGCUGCCGGAGGGCGUGAGCCGCAAGCGGAUGACGCCGUGCAGCAUCAAGGAGGCGUACGUCAGCAAAAUGGUCAAAGUGAACAAGGACGGCGACCGGUGGUCGCUGAUAUCGCUGGGAACGUUGCCCGGGCAACGCAACGUCGAGCUCAAGUUCGUCGACAAAAUGAAGAGGCCGUUCGAAUUCUCCGUCGACUCGUUCCAGAUCGUGCUCGACUCGCUGUUGCUGUUCUACGAGUGCAGCAGCGGCGUGCCGAUCAGCGAGAACUUCUACCCGACCGUUGUCGGCGAGUCGGUGUACGGCGACUUCCGCGACGCCAUGUACCAUCUAGAGAACAAGCUGAUCGUCACCAGGAACCCGGAAGAAAUCCGGGGCGGUGGUCUGCUAAAGUACUGCAACCUGUUGUUGCGCAACUACGCGCCAGACUACGACGGCGACGGCACCAAGAAGCUGGAGCGGUACAUGUGCUCUAGGUUCUUCAUCGACUUCUCGGACAUCCACCAGCAGCGCGCCAAGCUGGAGAACUACAUGAAAAACCAUUUUUGCGCGCCCCAGGAGGAGUACAUGAAACUGCAGUACCUCAACGUCCUUAAGCAGGUGGUCGAGGAGAGCACGGUGUGCCUGAUGAUCCACGAGAGGCACCAGACCCUGGCGCUCAUCGCCGAGCUGUCCUGGCAAAUGAUGGCCCGGCACGGCAUGUACUACUACUACCAUCCGCAGCCGCAAAUGACCAUGUCCAUCGGACACCACAGCCAACUGCCGGCCACUCUGCAUUGCCCGUCAUAAAGUGUAUGAAUGUUAGUUGAAUAUUUUUUUUUCUAGAAAACUGAUACGUUUAACAAUUAACACAACCGUAAUGUACUCUUCUAUUUAUGUAUAUGAUUAUUAUUAUUAUUAUAAUCAAGAUCUCCAAAACGAAAAUAUCACAAAAAAAAAAACAAAAAAAUUUAAA